CAAGGUGAGCAAUAGCUCAAAGCUUAGCCAAUGGAGUACUGCCCUACUUGGCUCUUUUGGCUCGGCCUCCUCCUCCCGGCACUUCUAUUUUUCCUUCUUAUCCGGAAGCGCACCAAGCUUCCCCCUCAGCCCCCCGCAUGGCCCGUGAUCGGCAAUAUCCUCGACCUCGGGACCACGCCGCACCAGAACCUCCACAACUUCCGAGCCAAGCACGGGCCUGUGACGUGGUUGAAGCUCGGUUCCGUGAACACCAUGGUGAUCCAAUCAGCUCAGGCCGCCACAGAGUUCUUCAAGGGCCAUGACUUCGCGUUCGCAGACCGCAAGUGUCCCCAUGCAUUGACAGCUCUCAAUUAUGACCAAGGCUCGCUCGCUGUGGGUCGUUACGGUGGCUACUGGCGCGUUCUCAGGCGUCUCUGCUCUGUUGAGUUCCUCGUGACGAAGCGCGUCAACGAGACGGUCCAUCUCAGGCAGAAGUGCGUCGACAACGUGAUCGUGUAUUUAGAGGAAGAAAUGGCGGUUAAACAAGUAACAACAGAACAAGGAAUCGACUUAUCCCACUUCCUCUUUCUCAUGGCAUUUAAUGUGGUGGGUAAUUUGGUGCUCUCACGGGAUCUUUUGGACCCAAAAUCGAAGGACGGGCCUGAGUUCUUUGAUGCCAUGAACCGGUUCAUGGAAUGGGCUGGCAAGCCCAACGUAGCCGACUUCCUGCUGUGGUUGAAAUGGUUGGACCCACAGGGGAUCAAGGCAAGCAUGGCGAAGGACAUGGGUCGAGCCAUGAAGAUUGCUGAAGGUUUUGUAAAAGAGAGGUUGGAGGAGCGAAAGCAAAGGGGAGAGAUGAGAACGACAAAUGACUUCUUGGAUGCGGUAUUGGAUUAUGAGGGCAAUGGAAAAGAAGGCCCUCGCAAAAUCUCUUCCCAGAACAUCAUCAUAAUAAUUCUGGAAAUGUUUUUCGCUGGAUCAGAGACUACAAGCAGCACCAUCGAGUGGGCAAUGGCGGAGCUACUCCACCAACCCGUGUCAAUGAAAAAGGCCAAAGAUGAGAUUAACCAGAUUGUGGGGUUGAACAGAAAACUCGAAGAAAGUGACACGGAAAAAAUGCCGUUUUUGCAAGCUGUGGUGAAGGAAACCCUGAGAUUGCAUCCACCAUUACCUUUGCUUAUCCCACGAAAUGCUAUAAAAGAAACCAAUUUCAUGGGAUUUGAUAUACCCAAAGAUACCCAGGUUUUCGUGAAUGUAUGGGGCAUUGGAAGAUGUUGGAGAAAUCCUCGUGAAGUGUUUUGAAGUUGACAAAACGUUUCUAUCAGUCUAGUCU
This is a messenger RNA of Eucalyptus grandis, 1312 nucleotides long. Its product is annotated as iridoid oxidase. The coding region runs from base 31 to 1281 and encodes 416 amino acids. Gene Ontology annotation, molecular function: heme binding; monooxygenase activity; oxidoreductase activity, acting on paired donors, with incorporation or reduction of molecular oxygen. The record is from RefSeq and is a predicted model, not a curated record. The transcript has 3 exons. Lineage: Eukaryota; Viridiplantae; Streptophyta; Magnoliopsida; Myrtales; Myrtaceae.